AUUAAAAUGGCGUUUUUAGAUAUCGAGGAAGAUUGUUUGAUGUCUUCUAUCACGUAAUAUUACAACAAAUGACUCCAGAUUUAAAGCAAGUAGGUAAUGGCAGAAGAUCCAGACAGUGGAAAAAUUGAUAGUCAUGAUGAUGUGAAAACUGAAGGCAGUCAGAAUGAAGACAGAGCAACUGAAGAUGUCCCUCAAGAAAGUCAACAAAGUCAGGAUACUCCUGGCCUCAUUCUGGGAUCGAGGCUGGAAGAACCCAGCAGUGACAGUGCAAUGGCUAGACUUCUUCUUGCCAGCUCCAUGGCUCAGCGAGACAUGGCAGUAAUUGACCGAGAGACACCCUCAAGUGCCCUAAACCUGUCUGUUCCAGAUCAAGGCAGUAAACACCGGUACUCCCCACAUCAAAACUCACUGGUGAGCAGAGAUGUUAGAAGUUUUGGAUCGUCCAAUCAUAGUCAAUCGCCACCUGUGUCUGACAUGCAGCAAAACUCUGAUGGUCUUGCUGUUGGACCGGGGAAUUCUCAAAUCGAUACCAUGCCAUCUGACAUGAUGGAUUAUGGGAAGGAUGCAACGUACAUGCUACCUGAUUCCUCACCAGAGUCAUCCCCUGUGGAGCCGGUGAUGACCAACUUAUAUAAAUGUAGACUUUGUAGCUUUUGUACCUCGACUUACACUCAGCUGCAGUUGCAUAUGCCAAAGCAUGGAGGUGUAAAGGCACUGAAAUGCCACCUCUGUGAUUAUACCACCAAUGACAAGAGUAACUUCCGUCGCCACCGUAGACUUCAUGUUGGAAACAAUCCAGUCAAUGUGCUUAAGUGUGGGAAAUGCUCAUUCUCAACCAUACUGCCUCGAAAAUUUCGAGAACAUUUUGUGCAGGUGCACAAUGAACAUCUUGGUCCAAAUCUUCCAUAUUCUCUGCCCACACACAGCACAUACCCACCCGCAAAUUAUCCAGACACUCACUAUGGAAUCAAUCAACCUGACCUUGGAGGUCAGAACCUACGACAUACAACAGGAAGUGGUAACUUCUCGGCAUCAAAUGCCCUCCAUUCUCUGCUGACUGGAAUCCACCAUCAGGUUCCUACAGUAAACUUUCAACACCAACAGUAUACUGCUCAAACACAGGGACUUCAGACACAGUUUGGAAGCUAUGUGACACCUAUAAGGCAACAGGCCAAUGAGGAAAAUCACUUGGCCUCUAAUUACUUACGCUCAAUAGUUUCAUCAAUUAUGAAUACUCACCCACCUCAAAGGGUACCACCCAGCAGCACUAUAACAUCCUCUGGGUACUAUCUAAGCCCAUCAGGUCGGGAUCAUCCUCAUGUCAGUGUAGCACAACCUACUGUAUUGUCAGAUGGCAGGGGUCACCAAGUUAAAAUUAAAGUUGAACCACCCGAGCGUGAAGACACCCCAGAUGUUUCCAGUUCAGUGAUUCCAAGUCGUCAGCAGGGUUUCCCGGACAGUCUAGGAAGUCUGCCAUCAUAUCGUCUGCAGCAUCAGAAGAAUCUUAUGGGAUUAGAUAGUAAUGAGGCAUCUACUUCUGUGAGGGCAAAUUCAGCAGAAUCAUCAAGUUCAUCUCAGGCCGAGGGACGAUCAAACAGUGUAAACACCACAGUGAAAAUUGAAAUUCAAAAUAGAGGAAUUCAGUGCAAUCUUGCACACAUCAAGACAGAGGCUUGCUUUGACUCAUUUGUUUCUGUAACAGACCAAGGUGUGCAGUGUGAACUGGGACACCUGUCACAGCAUCAAAGGUCAUCAGCCAAUGAAACAGGGUCAAGUUUGCAGUCAGGCAAUCGCUGUCACCAUUGCGGCAUAUCAUUUGAAGAUGAAGUUCUGUAUUACAUUCAUGUAGGUUGCCAUAGCCACACUGACCCAUUUGUGUGUAAUGUCUGUGGAAAACAGUGUGGCAACAAAUAUGGCUUCUAUUCUCACAUUAUGAGAGGUCAUCAGUGCUAAAAAAAGCAUUUUACAGACAAAUGUUCAACUUUGAACUUUUUUUUAAAGAUAUUGUAGUAAUCAUCUGAAAUAUGGAACAUCAAAGUAAUUAUAAUGAAAGCAUUUUGCACUUAAAUUUGUUGUAUUAUGAGUGGACAACUGUUUUGUUCAGUUCAUUAUUUCUUACUCAAGUUUUUGAUCUCAGUGCACAAAUUUUCACAAGAGUAGCUUCCCUUUUGUUUAUCUUGAUGUGAUAAAGAUCUCUACAUAGAUUUUAUUUUAUAACUUAUCAUUGUCAUGUACUGAUACUGAACAAAGUUUUAUUUACUGAUUAGGCAAUAUUUCUAUAAAAAAAGAUUUUUUGGGAGGGCAUUCCUAGGAAAAAUAGCUUACAUGUUUAUAAAUAUCAUAGUACAUCCUGGGUAAGUAGUUUCAUCAUAUUAGUAUAACUUCUAAGUGUUUUGAUUUAUUUUUGAAGUUUAUAGGGGUUCAUAGAACUGAAAUGACAUUUUCAUAUCCAAGCAAUUUAUCUAUAGUUAGAGCUAGCUUGAUCUGCCAUUAUUUAUUGAACUUAAUCAUAAACAACAUGUGAACUAGAUGAUGUGUUUUUGGCCAAAUUUGGUCGUUUAUUCUGCAAUUUUUUAUUUUUCAUUAGAAAAUAUAUUUAUCAUUAGGAUGUAGGUUAGAUUGAAUAUGUUAUUAUUAUAAAGAACAGUAUAUGUACUGAACUUUAUAAUUUAUUUCCAUAUGACGAAUAGUUUCAAAACUAUGAUAACUCUUUCUCUGAAAACAGGCAUCAGAAUUCAGCUAAAAGCAAGAGAACACAUGUACCUUUACAUAUCAUUUGGCCUAUUUUAACCAAACCAUAAAUAGACUACCAAAGCAAGCAAAUGUACACAUUUUUGAUAUGACAAGCAUUACAUGAUAUAAAUUUACCAAACCCGGUUUAAGCAAUAUGCAUGUAUCAUUUAACAUUUUAAGAUUUUUUACUGUGAAAAUAUUGUGGCAGCUGAGAGUUUUCAUCACUUUGACUUUAUUUCAUUGACAAGAUCUUUUACACAUUUUUUGCUCUGUAUUUAUAUUUUCAGUAGAAUUAAUAUACUUAAUUGAGAAAAGAGACUUACAAAGUGGGUGUGCCUUGAUAGAUCAUUUAAUUACUACUUUAUUUCAUUUGAGGUCAUUUAGAGGUCCCAAUUUGUAGAUUUUGAAAGAAAUAAUAUAAUUACUUAAAUAUUUAUAUAAAAUCAUACCAGAAAUAUAAUUUACUUAGUGACAUAGUGAGAUUCUUGAUUAUGAAAACCAAGGGUAAAGUACAGAAUUAUACAGCAAAUGUAUCUUUUAAAAAGUCAAAAAACAAGGCUAUCUAAAGAAGUUGAAGCCCAUGGAUUAACAACCAAUUAACCUUCUAUAAAUAUGAACAAAUUUUCUCUGAAUUUGGCAAAAAUUUUGUGUUGCCCAGUUUUGAUUAAUGAAAUUAAUUUUCACUAAAUAUUUAAACACUUAAUGAUUCAUAUGUUUUGGUAUAACCUGUACAUACAUGUAUCCAUUGAAAUAUGCAUGUGUACAUCAUGUACAUAUUGAUAGUCUAUAUGGUAAUUGAAAUGAAAGGGUAACAAAAUGUCUCUGUUCUUGAUAAAAUUAUUUGAGGUUGUUUCUGAAUAAGUAAGUUUUAAAUUCAAGAUCAUCAUAUCUGUACUAGUGUGCAAGGAUUUAAUACAUAGGUUUUGACUCCAUGUCGAAAAGGUAUGAAUCAGUGAUGCAUAGGAAAAUUAAAUCAAAAUGAAUUGGGGGUGGGGGUCCAUGUGUUUCAUGAAAAUGAAAUUUUUGACUACAUUUUGUUCUUUUUUUUUUUAAAUAUUGUUAUGCAUUUAAUGUACUGUUAGUAUAUAUGUUCUUUGUCCAGUGUUUGUGCAAUACCUAAAGCCAUAGUUAUAUAUAUGUUUACUUAUCAUAGUACAUGUAGCCAAUUCUCUUGAUUUCAGUCCUAUUUUGAUGUGAAAAAAAUUUAAAGAUAUUAACUAGAUUUUAAAUUAUUAAUAUCUGAUAAUUAAACCAUAAAGGAGGCUCUAAACACUGCACACUGAAGAGUUCUAAUUCCAUGGUAGUUUUAUGCUAUAGAGUGACCUGCCCUUAGAUGUAAGAUAAAUGCACAAUUUGUUAAAAUUAAAGUAUUCUUAGAAUUAUAUAACAAGAUAAAGCAAUUGAAUAUACUAUUUUCAGGUGGUUUCCCAUUUUAAGUAAACAACAGUAAUUUCUUUUCACUAAUACUACUUUGUCUUUGAACAUUUUUUUUUUCCUAUUGAAAUAUGACAGGAACCCUCCCUAGAUGUUGAAUAGAAAAACUCUAAUAUGUUCACAUUUAUAUGACAAUUUUCUUAAUGUCCAAAAUAAAAAAUAUUUUUAUUUGUGUUUAGGAUCCCCUUAACUGAAACUUAAGGAUAGGUAGAUAAAAUUUAUAAAUUACAUACUAAGAUAAAGAUUUCUUUAAAGUUCAUAAAAUCAAUAUUUUAACAUUUUGUUCAGGACAGAAUGUUUUAUGUACAGGAAAACUUGCAUGUGCUUAGAUGAUGCAUCCCUAAAGCAAAUGGUUUGUUAUGACACAUCAUUUUUUAAUUGUGCAUGUGUAUUUUGUGUAUGAUUAAAAUCAUUUUAGCUACAUUUUCUGGUGCUUAUAAUCAUGUUUGUUUUUGUUUUUGUUUUUUGCAAUUUAUGCAAUUUUUAGUGUCAUUGUAAUUUUUGUACCAGUAUUUCUCCCUAUGAAAGCCUACCAACAAUUUUUUUUCCCUUUAUAUCAUGCCUCUCCCAAGAUAGUACCUACAUCCAUGGAUCUAUGGAUUCUGAAGAACAUCUUCAUUAGUUUACUUGUAAUGCAGGGACAUGUAUAUAUAGAAUUAUUAGGCAAAUACAAAUCAAAUAUGGUAUCUAGCAAAAUUUUAAGUUUUACUUUUGGAAAACAUUGGCCAAUUCUUUGCUCAUUUACAAGUGCUGUAAUAUUCUGUUGAGUACUUAUGUCUUUUGCAAUUGAUGCACAAAAACAAAGGCAAGGGCAGGGAUAUAUGCAAAUUAUGCAUAAUAGGUGAAUUCCUUUGUAGGAAAUGUUUUUGAUAUUAAUAUGAACAAAAAAAUAUUUUUGAAGUAUCUGCAUUACAAAUUUUAUUAUUGCAGUUUUGCAGUUUUGAAUAUUGCAAACAUGUAGUUACUACUUACCUGUUACUUGUCAGCAGGUCAUGUAAUAUCUCUUUUUU
Messenger RNA from Saccostrea echinata, 5177 nucleotides. RefSeq names its product protein hunchback-like. Gene Ontology annotation, biological process: regulation of transcription by RNA polymerase II. The transcript has 3 exons. Gene Ontology annotation, molecular function: RNA polymerase II cis-regulatory region sequence-specific DNA binding; DNA-binding transcription factor activity. NCBI's taxonomy places the organism in Eukaryota, Metazoa, Mollusca, Bivalvia, Ostreida, Ostreidae. Bases 97 to 1953 code for a protein of 618 amino acids. The record is from RefSeq and is a predicted model, not a curated record.